ACAAGAGUGUCUUUAAAUUAUGAAAGAAAGACUGUGGCGUAGCCAACGUGACUAAUAAGGGUGGAAUAUUCAUGCAUACAUUAUUAGUCAUUUUGAAAUCCUUUGUGUUUUUAUGGAUUAUAACAUGCAAAUAUGAAUAUUCUCCCUCCCCAGUUGUUGAGCUGUGUAUAUCACUGAAAGAAAACCUAAAAGUUAUGCUGACUACUCCUGAGAAUAUUCAUUGUUAAAUGUUUUGGCAGGUAACAGAAUAAAUUUGCCACAGGAAGAACAUUGCAUUAUCCUUAUUUGCGGAAAUUCACGAGGAUUUAUAUUACCGCUUGCUCAUCACUUCCUCAUAUUACUGGAAGCGCGUGAGUCAGCGUGACUCGGCAAAUACAAAUAUUUGAUAUUGUGGGAAGCGCCACCGAAAGAACAUUAGUCACGAAGCAGAAACUUUAUUUUGUUCUAUUUUCAUGUUGAAAUUGCAAGAAAACGUUGGCAGUUUAACGACCCGGCGACACGAUGUCAAUGCUAAUUCGCACAUUUCAAUCAAAUGUUUCUUUAAAUGGAUCGACUGUUAACAACACAACGGAACAAGAUAAAAUAUACAAUAGGAUAACACUCGUCCCGUUAUUCAUGACGCUUUAUGGGAUUAUUUUCUUGGUGGCUUUUGGUGGCAAUUUAUUGGUUAUUUACGUUGUUUCGACCAAUCGCAAAAUGCAUGAAGUAACAAUUAAUUAUUUGUUAGUGAAUUUGGCCAUCGCUGACCUUAUUCAAACUUUAUCGAGUAUUUUUCACGUCGCUGAUUUCCUCGUCAAAGAUCUUAAUAUUGGUGAAGUUGGUUGUAAGUUUCAGAUUAAUAUGAACAACAUUCCUUAUGGGGCCUCUGUCCUUACUCUUGGUGUAAUAGCUUAUGAUAGAUACUGCGCUGUUUGCAAAUCUGUUUCAUUUGGUGACGGAAGGUCAGUAAAACGAAUUCUUUGGUUCGUUCCUUUAACGUGGCUUGUGAGUGUGUGUAUCUACAUUCCGACACUUAUUUAUUGCGGUCUGCGAGUAGACACAAAAGACAAGAAUCAGUUGACAUGCGACUGUACCGAACAAUGGCCAAGUUUGCGAGCGAAAAAUAUUUAUGGCAUUGGUAUAGUUGUGCUUUUAUACGUAGUACCACUGAUUUUUAUAUGCAGACUUUACCUACUCGUAAUUCGCAAGCUUAGGCAACCCAUACCUGGAGAGGACGCUGGGACCACCAUAACUUACCAAUCACGGCAAGGCGUCGUUAAAAUGCUUUUGGUCACCAUUGUUUCGUUUUUUGUGUCGUGGACGCCGUACAACAUCUUGUAUUUUUUGAAGCGCAUCAAGUAUGAUUUUCGUAGCGUUUAUUCCUUCGUGUGGUAUCCAGCUUUGUUAUUGGCAUUUUUGAGUUGCGCCUUUAAUCCUGUCAUUUAUUGCUUUCUCAGCAAGAACUUUCGAAAGGCAUUCAAGGCUACUCUCUGUUGUAAAAACUUGCCAAAAUUGUGGCGAGUUUCCUCUAGCGGUACUCCACUUUCCAUUCGUACGAACACCGCAAGAAGUCAUAGUCUAAGUCAUUUCUCAAUCAACCGAGUUUAGCUUGUAAUUCAUAAACUCAGAGCAUUAUAGCUUCAAGGGACUUAACAAUCGUAACUGGCAAAAGACAAAAGAAGCUUAUUGUGUCAUAAACUUUGUACAUAAAUUUUUUUAACAGACGGUAAAUAAUUUCAAAGAUACCUGUUCAUUUUGUUUUCUAAAACUGUUAUUACAAGUAUGCUAAGUUUAAGCAAAAGACUUCCAUGGAUCUAAAAGUAUUAAUUAUGAAGUUAUUCUUUUGUGAGCUUUAUUUUAAGAUAAAAUCAAACGCCAUGGAUAGAACGCUUCCUUGCAUUUAGAGAUCUUGUUAAUUAAUAAACAAAAACGUACAUUUUUCAACUUUGUAUUAUUAAACAUAGAACGCUUAAUCACCAUGUUUAAAUUAAAUAUUUUUUAUCUUUAUUGAAA
This is a messenger RNA of Xenia sp. Carnegie-2017, 1992 nucleotides long. Its product is annotated as gastrin/cholecystokinin type B receptor-like. Gene Ontology annotation, biological process: G protein-coupled receptor signaling pathway. Gene Ontology annotation, molecular function: G protein-coupled receptor activity. NCBI's taxonomy places the organism in Eukaryota, Metazoa, Cnidaria, Anthozoa, Malacalcyonacea, Xeniidae. The coding region runs from base 502 to 1587 and encodes 361 amino acids. The record is from RefSeq and is a predicted model, not a curated record. The transcript has 3 exons. Gene Ontology annotation, cellular component: membrane.